AGUUUGUUUUCACCAUGCGUGCUCUUCGGUACCUCCUGUUACUGCUGCUCCUCGUUGUUUGCAGCGCCUUUGUGGCUUCAUCUGUGCCCCGCCAGCGUCGUCAGAUCGAUUUGACGCUCUCCGCGGAGCAUGACGACAAGGACGAUGAGACUGAACUGGCCCUGGAGGCAAUAGCGGGCCUGUGGCAGAGCGCCGACAGUCGGACGAAGGUGGAUGGAUCCGCCAGUCUGGUGCAUCGCACCAUGGGCGGCACGCAAUCGGGUUCCGAGCAGGACUUUCGUCUGGGACUGCGUGUUACCUUCGAAUAGCAGGACAGGCGAAACCGGCGGGAUGGAUGGGAGUUCCAGACAUAGCCACCCGUUGAGGGAAAU
Drosophila serrata is the source of this 371-nucleotide messenger RNA. RefSeq lists its product as uncharacterized. NCBI's taxonomy places the organism in Eukaryota, Metazoa, Arthropoda, Insecta, Diptera, Drosophilidae. The record is from RefSeq and is a predicted model, not a curated record.